GCAUCCUUCAGUAUGUCCUCCACAGCUACCAUCAGGAGGUGAAGAAAGUCAUAGAUGCGGCUCAAGGUAGCUGGGAGAGGUUCAAGGAGGGGAUGCAGAGGAAAUACCGCCUGGGAGACGGGUUGUUGACUACCGCGGACCUUGAAGCCAUGAACAAAGAGGAUUUUACGACUAUAGGGGCCUUUGUUCAAGAAUUUAAGAAAAGGGCGCGGAAGGUCCAUGGGAUUUCGGAGGAAGCACAGUGCACCAUCUUCCUUGGGCUACUCACAGCGUCGGAGGCCGUCGAGUUGACGAGACAUGGAGGAGGUAGCACUAAGCUCACCUGGACCACCAUUGACAAAGGGGUGGAAGUUGGGUGCUUGGACCAGGUGGAACAACGUCAGGUACGCCUGCAAAGGCAGAAAAGAAAGGAAAGAGAUGCGACAACUUCUGGGACCCCGGGGGUAACAAGGAUUGUUACAGACGUAUUGGCACAGCUAGGGUAUGCGACAGAGCCGGUGGUGCAAAGGAGGGUGGUGACGGCUGUCAAAGUAAAAGGAAAAGAGCCAGUGAUAGAGGAGGUUCUGGAGGAGCUCUGGGAAGAGGAAGAGGCGGUGCCGCAGCACCUGACGAAGGUCCAACGCAAAGUGCGUAAUUUGGCGCAGGGCGGACAGGGAUCAGGAAAAGCGCAGGCGCCUCAGGCCCUGGCAGCAACCCCUUUAAAUGUGGCGGCUCCAUCAUCUAGUACGGGCCCCUCGCAAGGUGGGGCGCCCUCCUACGGACAGUGGCCCUGGCCGGUGAUCAAUGCAAUUGUGCCAUGGGGAAGCCCGCCGCCAGUAGCCGGACCGCAAACGAGUAUGCCACCACCCAUCUAUCCCGCGGCCCAGGCCCAACCUGUGGCCCCGCCACUGUCACCUGAUCCCAAUUCAAAGGGCAGUGUUGUAGGAGGUGGGAACCAGGGGCAGGGCAAUCAAGGCAACGGAGGGAGGGGUGGAGGAAGGGUGCGAGGCAGGAAUGACGGCGGAAGAGGAAGGCAAUGGAAUGGCCAAGGCCAGGGGUACCAAGGCCAAGGGAGUCAAGGCCAGGGGUACCAAGGCCAAGGGAGUCAAGGCCAGGGGUACCAAGGCCAAGGGAGUCAAGGCCAGGGGUACCAAGGCCAGGGGUACCAAGGCCUGGGGUAUCAAGGCCAGGGGGAUCAGGGAAGUCAGGGGUAUGGAAGACCCUGUUUUGACUGGAGGACGACCAUCUGUCAACAUUGUGACCAGCAAGGCCACACUAUAAGGCUCUGUAAUAUAAGACGGGACGACGAGAGAAGCGGAUUGAUUUCCUCCACUAUGGAUGGGAAUAUCUACGAUCAGUUUGGGGAGGCCAUUGACCGAAGGCUUGGAGGAGUGAGGGCUGAAGCCCAACGAAGAGCGGCAGCUGGGCCGCCACCCCCUGCCAUGUUCAGGCUAUGGCAGGAAAAGGAGGAACCACCGUUUGGGGUGGAAGAAGUAGGAAGCGAUGAGGAAGUGACUCAAGGGCUACGAGGAGAAAGUGAGACGGAAGAGGCCAUAAUCGUCGAGUCAGAUGACGAGGAUGAGGAGGAAAGAACGGAGCCUCCGUCCGUCUUAUUUGAAAAGAUGGAGGACUUGCUGGAUAAGAUGGGGAGGUACCAACAGAAGUUGGUGGGCCUCUGUGAGGAAGUGAAGGGAUGGAGGUCUAACAUCCCCACAGCAGCGCGAACGAGGAAUCAAGCCAAGGCCAGUGCCAGCCAAGAACCUCCAAGGAGGGAACCCGAACCAGGGAGAAGGAAAGAGGCUGUGGAAGUAGAGGACGACGAUAAUGAAGAGGAAGAGGACAAGAGGCUGCGCAGAGAAGAGAAUCAGAGAGCGGAGCAGCGGGCAAGGAAAAAGGGAAUCAGGGGAGAGGCCGAACCGGUCAUACAUGACGGACCGCCCAAAAAGACGAAAUACGCGGUCCGGUUGGAAGAGGGAUUUGACGUAGAGAAGGUGAUCGACCGGCUGCUGGAAGGGCAUAAUGACCUCAUGACCCUGAAGGAAAUCCUAGCGUCAGCCCCGCGACUCCGUGCUGAACUGAAGGGGAGGUUAUCUCUGCGCCUGGUGCCCAAUGUCCAUCUGGGUACGAACCUGCCCAAGGAGGCAGAGUGGGCAGAGUCAGGUACGAAGAUGGACUGGAAGUGCGUAGCCUGCGGUACGGUGGAGUUGAUGGUGAAGGGUUCCAAGUGCGCAGUAAUGGUGGACACCGGGGCAGAGAUGAACAUUAUUCGGGAGGCGGACGCGACCAGAUUCGGGCUGGAUAUGGACCGUUCUGACUGCGGUAUUCUACAUGGAGCCAGCUGUAAGGCCGUGUUUUGCGGGGCAACCUCGAAUGUGCUCGUCGAGGUUGGAAAGGUGAAGGCCAGGGCAUGCUUCUUCAUAAUGCCGGACGUGGACCAUGGAAUCCUCCUGGGGAGGUCAUUCCUAAGUAGGACAGAGACCGUGAUGUUCAACAAACAUGAUGGGACGUUGAUCCUCCUCUUAUGCGAUCCUGCCUGUGGGAAUUAUGAAAUAAUUACUUGCAGGAACACCAGGCCAAGGAGUAUAAGGAACCGGCCCAAUCCAGGAUCAUUCACAAUCGAGGAGUCGGAAGGGGAGCGCAGGAGGCUCUGGGCAGAGCCCGAAGCAGGAGAGAGGGUGGAAGCAUUCUCCCUCAGCCUGUCAGAUGUUGGGAAGGCCAUGAACCUGGUGGCCGCGCAUGAGAUGGCAAAUCCGGAUGCCAUCCAGGCCUUGAGGGAGCAAGUUUUGGAAUGCCCUGAGGCAGGAAGGUUGGAAUUGGAAUAUCGGCUCCCAGGCAGCGGAGGGAACCCCGCAUCGACACAAACACAAUCCGAGCGAACGUUGAUGGUGGAAUUAAUGAAGAGGAAGCAUCGCGCCUAUGCGUUUAGUGACGAGGAGCGUGGCAGGCUGGAUGUGGAUAAGAUACCUAUGAUCCGCAUCCACACCGUGCCACACGAGCCUUGGAACAUGAGAGGGGCGCGAUAUCCCAAUCCUGACGAGAAAAGGAAGGUGGUGGAUUACCUCGACGGCAAGAUACGUACUCACGUCGCCGACUAUUCAAGUGGACCGUAUGCGUCCCCGUGGUUCUGCUUUAUUAAGCCUAACGAGACGCUGCGGUGGGUGCAGGAUUUGCAAAGACUGAAUGCAGUGACCGUGCGAGAUGCUGGAGGACUGCCGAAUGCAGACGCGCUGUCGGAAUCCUAUGCUGGAAGACCUAUAAUUUCGCUUAUAGACCUUUACUCAGGAUACGAUCAGUUCCCUGUCUACCCGCCGGAUAGGCCGGUGACGGCUAUGCACACGCCGCGAGGAUUAAUCCACAUGAACGUGGCCCCACAAGGGUGGACCAAUGCAGUAGCAAUGGUCCAACGGGCCAUGAUUCGGGCCAUGCAGUCAGUCAGCCCCCAUAUCACACAGCCAUAUAUUGACGAUUUGGCAGUGAAGGGGCCGGCGAUGAAAGAGAGCGACGAAGUCUCACCAGGGGUAAGGCGCUUCGUCUGGAAACACAUCCAGGACCUCGAAAAGGUCCUGAGCCUGCUCGAAGAGCAUAACCUCACGGCAAGCGGGGCCAAAUCCAGACACUGCAUGAGGGAAGGGACUAUCUUGGGGAUUGUCUGCAAUGAGAAGGGCGGAAGGCCGGAUGUGAAGAAGACGGACAAGAUUACUGAGAAAUGUGGCGGAGUGCCCGAGAGCCAGGACGACGAGUUCGAGGAGGGGGAGAUUAAGGAGGCUUUUCGUGCAGAGGAUUACGACGGGAUCUACCUAGAACUGGAACUUCUUCUGUCAUGUGAAAUGCGGCUAAGAGAUGCAAGCGAUAGGGCUCAGAGGAUGCUGCAGCGCUACUUAGUGCGAGACGACCACCUUUUCGUGAGAAGAGAACUGGGGAAUCCCAGGAGGGUCAUCUGCGGUAGGAAUCGUCAGAUCGACGUUGUAGCAGCACUUCACGAUGACAUUCCAGGAGGGCAUCGAGGGGUACAAGCCACGUAUGCCAAGAUAACCAUGCCAAGAGGAAGGAGGGGGACACGGCCGCCUCGGAGGCCGUUGGGAGCACCAAGAGGAUAUGAGCAACAUAGGCCUCGCCAUCGAGAGAGUACUUCGGUAUACAAUGAUGGGGACAUCGAGAUAUUCCUGGACAACUUUUGGGAUCAUGCGAGGCGUAUGGGCUGGACCGUGGCUCAGGCGAUUGAGAGAUUGAGGGGAGCAGGCAGAUUCGAGAAGCCCAUCGCGCGGAUCCAUAGAGAGGCAACGACGAGAUCAGAGGUGGAGUGGAGGAUGCAGGAGUUGCGACCCUCGCCUGUGGGGCCUGAUGGCAGGCCGAUCCGCCUGGAGAUUGGAAAUGCGUCGGACUUCAUCCCCGCGUUUGAGUGGUUCAUGCAGGGGCAGGGCAUACCGAGAGAUGACUGGAUGCAGAYGCUACCACUHUGGACCAGGAAGGCGRAAAGGCCGCUGGBUAGCCAAAUCAGAGACAUGGYCCGGGACUGGGAGAGCUGYAGGGMACAUCUAAGAGAGGCCUUUCGACGGCCAGAGCCCCCCCARCCCAGAGUCGAGAGACGUCAGAGGAGUCAGAGGUCGAGRGACCCUGAGCCCAGGGAGGUGAGACCGUCUCGGGGAGGACGGAAGGCCCUAGCCAGGAGAGAGGAGGAGCCGGAGCGGGAGCCAGAGGUUGAGGAGCGAGGGGCAUACCCCGAGUGUGGGUUGGGACCAGUGGAGUUCCAUCGUUUUACUGAGGGUGGAUUGAGGAAGUCACCAGCACACACACGGGAGGAGCCGCCAGUGUCUGAAGGGCCGUUGAGGGAGUUGGAGACGCAUCUGGAUAUUUCUCAGUGGAGAGCGUCACCUCAGGGUGAGGAGCAUGAAGAGCAAGUAGAAGGGGUGCCACGAGAGGAGGUACCACAAGAGGAGGUGCCACGAGAGGAGGUACCACAAGAGGAGGUGCCACGAGAGGAGGUGCCACGAGAGGCGGUUCCACGAGAGGAGGUGCCAUGAGAGGAGGCGCAGGGUACUCAGCGAGAGAGCAGGCUGGGCGACGGGGGGAGACGUGCAGGGAAGGAAGUGAUAGAGGUUGGAGACGACA
Chara braunii is the source of this 5088-nucleotide messenger RNA. NCBI's taxonomy places the organism in Eukaryota, Viridiplantae, Streptophyta, Charophyceae, Charales, Characeae. The record is from the annotation of a GenBank genome assembly.